AUGGGACAGGGGCUCUACCAGUCCCCGGAACCCCCAUCCCAUCCCCGCCGAGCCGCAAGUGGAACUCCCAGCGUCGAGACGCCUCUUGCCCGGGGCAGCUGGACCACCGGACCCCCAGGAACCCCCAUCCCAUCCCCGCCGAGCCGCAAGUGGAACUCCCAGCGUCGAGACGCCUCUUGCCCGGGGCAGCUGGACCACCGGACCCCCAGGAACCCCCGCCGCUGCCUCCCGUCGCUCCAGCCCCGCGGCUGGCACAAGCCCAAGGGCCAGCGGACGGAGGAAGAGGCGGAUCCCGGGGAAAGCAGCCCCCGCGCUGCCCCGGGCAGGACAGGGGGAGUCGGGCGCAGUCCCACCGACCUGCCAGCCGCCCCCGCUGUGUCCUCCGGCCGCCGGGGCAUCGCCGGCACCUCCCGCGCCCUCCCGGCACGGCCCAGGUUUCCUCUUAGGUCAUUUCCUCGCCCGAGCCGGGGGAGGGCCGGGCCGGGCCGGGCCGGGCGGGGAGAGCGGCGGCAGCUGCGGCAGCGCCACCGCCUGCGAGCGCCGGGGCACGGCGGGCUGUGCGCUGGGUACGGCCGGCUGCUCCUCGGGAAACUCCCGGGCUCCCCUAGGCACGGCCGGCUGCUCCCCCGACACCCUCCCGGGCACGGCCGCUGCUUUUCCGACUCUCCCGCCGAGGGAUCGCAGGCAGCACUCACCCCUCUGCCCCCCGGUCCCCCGCGGGGCUGUCCCAGCGCUCUACGGGUGACAACGGCGUGA
Motacilla alba alba is the source of this 756-nucleotide messenger RNA. RefSeq names its product basic salivary proline-rich protein 2-like. Bases 1 to 756 code for a protein of 251 amino acids. Lineage: Eukaryota; Metazoa; Chordata; Aves; Passeriformes; Motacillidae. The record is from RefSeq and is a predicted model, not a curated record. The transcript has 2 exons.